CAUCACUCCAUCUGAUUUCCUCCACCAGCUUGAUUCCACCGCCACUAGGCUGAUGGUAAAGCAAGCCCUGGUGGGAACCAACUAGGCCCAGAAUCCGCUAUACCCUUCGCUCAUCAUCUCCUCUCCUCAUGUUCACGCCUCUCCAGGCCCCCUUGCCCCGGCUGUCCUUGCAACUUGCCAGCUCCCACACUCGUUCUCGCAAAGACGCGCCUCCCAAAUCCCAAAGCAAAUUGUCCGAGCACAUCGUCAACACAACCGAAACCAUCUGUCACUUUUCCCCCCUUAACACCAGUCCUUCCACACUCCUAGUUAGCUCAACCCUCCUCUAGAGUCUGUGUCAAUCAAGAAAGGGAUCAUCUGGCUCUAUCCACUUUCCCUCCACCCCUUGCGGGUCUGCAUCCUCAACCGCCAAUCCACCUCUUCCAGUACCAACCUACAUACUAACUGCUACUGCACCUCGAGGCUAUUGCGAAUUAGGUCUUGGACCUGAGCAUCAUUCUUUUGUACCUCGACCUUGCUCACCACUCUGCACGAUCAUUCCUGCGCGCCUUUGUUAUCCUUCCCUCACUAUUACAGCUCGUCAUCUAGUACUCUCUCUCUCACUCUCUCUCUCUCUCUCUCUCUCAAUCGACAGAGAUCAGACACCACCCGUCAACCCUCCAUUCCAUGCGAAACCAGGCAAUGACGUGUUGAAAGUGGCGUACAUUAUAUGGAUCCAAGGGUCGCCCUAAUCGAGACGAAAGCACGCUCGGAAUAGACUCUCUUCGAGAGAACUAUAGAGAGUUGAUCCUAAACGUCACCCUUCCUACCGACGCAAUGGCUGUUACCGACUACAACAGCAGGGCGUCUUCGUACUCCCUGACUGCAUUGGAAGACCGAUUUGAAGUGAUCAAAGAGAUAGGAGAUGGCAGCUUUGGAAGUGUCUCCUUGGCCAGAGUGAGAGCCAAUGGUGCCAGUGUUGCACGGAGGAACACUAUGGUCGCCAUUAAGACGAUGAAGAAGACGUUUGAAUCAUUUGCCCCCUGCUUAGAACUUCGAGAGGUCAUCUUCCUACGAACACUACCCUCACACGCACACCUGGUUCCCGCCCUGGACAUCUUCCUGGAUCCUUUCAGCAAGAAGCUUCAUAUUUGUAUGGAGUAUAUGGAUGGGAAUCUCUACCAGCUGAUGAAGGCAAGGGACCACAAGUGCAUGGAUGCCCGGAGUGUCAAAAGCAUUCUGUAUCAGAUUCUCAACGGCCUUGAUCACAUUCACGCUCACCACUUCUUUCACCGCGAUAUCAAGCCCGAGAACAUCCUAGUCUCCACCUCUGCACCUCAAGACAGCCAUUCUACCUUCAGCCGCUACUCGUCUCUCGUUACUCCACCCGCCACACCGCCAACUUAUUCCAUCAAGAUUGCGGACUUUGGAUUAGCACGUGAGACCCACUCCAAACUCCCUUACACCACUUAUGUUUCUACACGAUGGUACCGCGCUCCCGAGGUCCUGCUGCGGGCUGGAGAAUACUCUGCUCCCGUCGACAUCUGGGCCAUUGGCGCCAUGGCGGUCGAGGUGGCUACCCUGAAGCCUCUCUUCCCUGGUGGAAACGAGGUCGACCAAGUCUGGCGUGUUUGUGAGAUCAUGGGAAGCCCUGGAAACUGGUACACGAAGUCUGGGUCUCGAGUCGGUGGAGGCGAAUGGAGAGAUGGAACGAGACUUGCUCAGAAGCUAGGCUUUUCCUUUCCCAAGAUGGCUCCCCACGCCAUGGAGACUAUUCUCCCGCCUCCCCAGUGGCCUUUGGCCUUCAGCUCUUUCGUCACCUGGUGCUUGAUGUGGGAUCCCAAAAGCCGCCCGACGUCCAAGCAAGCAAUGGAGCACGAGUUCUUUGCAGAUGCCAUCGACCCGUUGAGACCAAAGUCUUCGUCGAGAUUAUUGGGGCGAAAGCAUUCCGAUCUCAGCUUCCGUUCCAAGGAUACUGUUGAGGGCCCGACCAUCACUUCCAAGCCAUCCUGGUUCCGACGGUCACUGAUAGCGAGAGAAAGUGCACCCGCUGUUCCCCAGCACAACCCAGAGACCAAACCUGUACACCCAGAACCCGAAUCUCUGGUCAAGCGGCUGCGACCUCAGGCCAGUAAACGAUCUACUUGGACCAAUGGUACCAAUCCCAUUGGGGCUGCUCCUAUGCCAAUUCUGCCUUCCAUUCGACCAAUCUCACCUCUUCCCAACGCUGUCACUGCACAAGCUAGCUCCACAUUCACCACACAUAACCCUUCCAAAUCUAAUACCUCGACCGCCAUAGAGGAAAAGUCGAAAAAGAUUGGACGGCAAUUGUCUGUUAAUUCUCAUCAUAAUCACUACACCGACAUUCAUCGACAAGAGGCUGAACGUGCACUCAACGGUAACAGCGGGCUCGUCUCUCCGCCGAGUGGCCAGAAGGAGAGCUUCUUCUCACAUCUGCGGAAACGAGCUCGGCGCUUUUCUGGCAGACAUGGGCUUGCAUCUCCAAGCAGUGACGAUGUUGAAGCUAAUGCUGCUGCUACUGUCCCCUGGUCGAACCGGUCCUCAUUGAUGGUGGACAACGUAAUCCCUGAGAACCAGAACGACUUUUCAGACCUUGACCGGAUAUUACAAAAUGUGAGAUAUAGUCUCGACAAACCUGGUCAACCGGAACAGACCACCAAGAAUCCCUCAGAGAGAGCUUCCAAUACUGGCUCUCUCAAGAGGACUCAUUCCGUUCCGAGGUCACAGGGAAGUCGGUCAGGAGACGGACCGAACCACAAUACGCUGCCCGCAAAUCCUCGAAGUCGACGACCACUUCCUAUAAAUCAGUAUGAAGCUCCUGCAGAGGAAGACGAGCUCCUCGAUGAGGCCCUUCGAUCCACUCACCGGGCAGUACGACGCAUGGAUGAACACAGCCAAUCAUCCUCGCAGCUUCACCGUGCUGCACUUGCCCAAAAAGAUUACAACCGACAAUCGCUACCUCAGAUCCCCACCAGCGCAUCGCUUCAGGGUCCGUAUCUGACACCAUCCCCCUCAGCAAAAAGAGAUGGGGUGCAGUUCAAUACGACCCAUUCCAAUCAUUCCCAACCUUUGAACAUCAGCAAGAAGAGAAGCGAAAACGAGCAGGCCCCGCCAUUGUGGCCAACACCACCAUACGAGGAAAAUGACUGGGCCACAUCGGCGGCUAAUAGCAUUUUCACAGCUGGGUCAGUCUAUCGGUAGACAUAUUGAUCAAUCAGAUAACAACGACGCUCGUUAAAAUCGGGCGUUUUGUGACUGGCAACCACGUCGAAUGAUAUAUUAUUAUCUAUUGAUAUCCUGUACGAAAAAUCACCAAAGAGAUUGCAUCCUGCUCAACAGGAGUAUGACGAGGAGUUUUGCGUUGACCGGAGGAAAAAAGAAAAGCAGGCCCCGAAUGAGAUCGUUCGGGGCACGUUAUUGAGUCUUGCUGCGCCUCCCAUUUGUUAAAUUCAUUUUUAUGAUGGAGUGGAGCUCCAAACCACCCACUCUGGUGUUGCAUCUGGACGUUGGAGGGGUUGGCUUCGGUUUUGAGCCUUUGAGCGGUUUGGGCUUCGGGAUUGCAGUUAUCGGGGAUAACGGAGAGUAUGGGCUGCAUUUUGCGUUGCCCAAUCCCUGCAAUUGUCAGCUUUUCACAGCGACAUAUAUUUCAUUUGUUAAUUGCCCUCGGGAACACGGGGCUAUAGUGUACAGCUAGAAAUCAAAUGUACGGACACGGAGAGUCGGCGGAGUUCCCAAUACAGGACUAAACUGUCUAGCAAUUUUAGCCCAGAUUGAAUCCUAU
Exophiala mesophila is the source of this 3781-nucleotide messenger RNA. RefSeq lists its product as uncharacterized. Gene Ontology annotation, biological process: intracellular signal transduction; protein phosphorylation. NCBI's taxonomy places the organism in Eukaryota, Fungi, Ascomycota, Eurotiomycetes, Chaetothyriales, Herpotrichiellaceae. Gene Ontology annotation, molecular function: protein serine/threonine kinase activity; ATP binding. The transcript is spliced from 3 exons. Bases 817 to 3201 code for a protein of 794 amino acids. The record is from RefSeq and is a predicted model, not a curated record. Gene Ontology annotation, cellular component: cytoplasm; nucleus.